This is a messenger RNA of Ramularia collo-cygni, 1083 nucleotides long. RefSeq names its product related to Cytoplasmic tRNA 2-thiolation protein 2. Bases 1 to 1083 code for a protein of 360 amino acids. The transcript has a single exon. Gene Ontology annotation, biological process: tRNA wobble position uridine thiolation. The record is from RefSeq and is a predicted model, not a curated record. Lineage: Eukaryota; Fungi; Ascomycota; Dothideomycetes; Mycosphaerellales; Mycosphaerellaceae. Gene Ontology annotation, molecular function: tRNA binding; sulfurtransferase activity. Gene Ontology annotation, cellular component: cytosol.
AUGCCAGGAAGACGCUUGCCCGACCAUCCCAUCAACGCCAGCCUGUGUAGGCGAUGCCAGGCUGUCGAGCCCGCCAUCGUGGUCCGCACCGAGCCUUUGUGCAAGGCUUGCUUUGGCAAAUAUGUCAACACCAAGGUCGUGAAACGGCUGGAGAGCUUUCGGGUGCGACAUUCAGAGCCCGGAAAUGAACGAUCUGUGCUCCUUGCUGUAUCUCUCGAUGCAUGCUCGGUGACUUUGCUUCAUGUAGUCAGCCAACAUCUCAAGGGACAGGUGGAGAAGACUGGUCGGACGGGAUUCAAACUUUGCGUUUUGUAUGUGAACCGUAGUCAUUUGGCGGACACCAGUGAGGCGACCGCGUUAUUCUCACAACUCAAGGAGCGGUUCCCAGAGCACGACUACCACACGGUCGAGCUAUCAGACGCUCUUUCCCUGGAGGGAGUGUCGAAGCUAUUUGGCCAGGAUGCCGAAGAUCUCUCGCAGACAAAUGAUGCCACUCAACGCCUAAUGCACGUGCUGGAUCAUGCUACCUCUGCAACGUCACGACAAGAUACGGAGCAGACACUCAGACGAAGACUCGUGGUUCAAUUUGCGCAGGAUCGCGACUGUGAGUCAAUCAUAUGGGACUACAGCGCCACGAAGUUGGCUGAACGGACCUUGGCGGAGACUGCAAAAGGACGUGGCAUCGCCCUUCCCUGGACCGUUGCAGAUGGGGAGUCUCUACACGGAGUGCCAUUCUAUCAUCCAUUGCGAGAGCUACUGAAUAAAGAGCUGAAAUCAUACGUCUCUUUCAUCGAACCUCCAUUUGAUGACGGAUUCGUCACAGCUGAAGUCAAGCCUAUUGUCAGCACGAAGAACACCACGAUUGAUGAUUUGAUGGAGCAGUACUUUGAUUCGGUCGAGAAGGAAUACCCAUCGAUCGUCGCGAAUGUGGUCCGGACCACUGGCAAGCUUGUCACUCCUGCGCUGAGUCAGACUGAGCAGUGUGAGCUUUGCAAUAACCCUCUCGAGGGGCAUGCGCCUGAGAAGAGUAGACUCUGCUACUCUUGUAUUCGAAUGCUACCUCAAGACCAGGAUCAGGACUAA